AUGACCCUAUUUUAUCAUAUAAUAUGUCCAAUUUUUAAGAUAAUCAAGAACAAAAUUGUAGAAUCUAGUCCACGAUAUAAUAUUUUCACUGGUGUAUCCAACAAAAAGUAUUCUACACUGACUAAUGCCAAAAUAAAUGACAUACCUAUGAUAGGUAUGAGGCAUCUAAAGCUCAAGGGUAUUAAUGAUACUAAGUUUUGGAAUGAGUUUAUCUCCACUAGUACUAAUAGCAUAGAUGUCCUUUCCCCUCAUUCACUCGCCAUACUUUCCAGUGUUAUCACUCAUCUAAUACCUAACUACCCUGAAUCCAAAAUUUGCAUUCAAAAAAUUUUUGAUACAAUAACUAGACGCCCAGUUAUACUCAAAGGAUUGAACGCUGAAUUGUUAAACAUGAUGUUGGUCAGUUAUCAUUCCUUUAAGAACGAAAUUGAUCCACACAUAGUCCUUCAAAUUGCAAAGAGAUGUAAUGAGGAAAUAUGUUGUUUCAAUAAAAAUGUAGUCGAAAUCAAUAUAGAAAUUAUGCAUUCCCUGGCUAAAUGUAUCAGAAAUGUACCAAAACUAUCCUAUAUUUUGGACAACACUGGUAUUUUUAACACAUUUAACACUUUUCUAUUGCAAAACAUUCACAAAUUGAACCCUAGAGAAUUAUCUAUAACAGUUUAUUCUCUCUCUACAUUUAGUACACCAGAUCCUGCAGUUGUUGAUUUAGUGUACGAUGCAGUGAGGAGGAAUGAAAAUAAGUUUCAACCUUUGGACAUUUCUACCAUGAUUUUCGCAUCAAAGGAACAUUUUUCACAAUUUAAAAGGCUGAUACACCUCCUAACUCCCAUGGUUUCUACAAAUUUACUGAAAUUUACGCCACAGCAAAUUUCUAACCUUCUACAUUCAUACCUCAAAUACAAUUCAAUUGAUACUGGUGAUAAUGAAUUCAGGGUGCAUAAUGAAGUAAAUUUAUUAGUGAGGAGGGCUAGUGAUAUAUUUAUGUUGUUUAAACCACAAGAAGUAUUUAACAUAGUGAAUUCUAUGAUUAGAUACAGUUUCUCUCCAUCUUCUCGCUUUUUAAACUCAUACUCACACUAUUUGUUGAAUAGUAGCUUCAAAAACUUUAAAAUGGUGGAUUUAUUUACUCUUUUUAAUUCCCUUUCACAAUGGAUAGACCCAAUGAUUGAAUGCCUGGGCAAUAACUUCACAACAAUAACUAACAAAUCCAGUGCAGAAAUGACCAAGUAUUUUAACAAAAAUCUUUCUUUAGAAAAACUAAUAUACAUAUUACACUAUAUUAGUAGAGUUUCUGAUGCUCCUAAUUGUGCCAUUGACUCCGCAAUCAAGCUUAUUUCUAGUAGUGAAUUAUCUAGGCUGAGUGUCAAGGAAUUUUGUCUUAUCAAGGGAUCAAUUUCUAAAUUCAUGCCGACUUACUCGCAGUUGAAUAACCUAAUUAAUCAAAUGCUGAUUGAAAGGCUAAGCGAUUAUACUGCUAUAUUUAAUCAAAUGGAUCUUACAUGUAUAAUACAGGGGUAUAGUGAUGAAAAGAUGUACUUUUUGGCAAUGAAGCGUGUAUUUCAGUUAAAAAAUGUCUCGAUGUCACUACUGUACACUAUAUUGAGUGUUGGUUGUGCAGCUGAGAUUGUGGAGAAGGUAUUUCAAUGCUACGUCAAAAAUAUCACCAAGCAGAAACAGAUAAAUGUAUUUGAUGGCUACAAAGUUGCUAUAGCAUUGAGUGACAAAGGUUAUCGUCAUCUAUACCUGGAGCAGUUGGAAUCUGUUGCACUGUCAAAAAUUCAUGAAUUUAAUGAUUUAAAGGGAUUAAAUGACUAUUGCCAUAGUCUUAUAGUGUUACUAGGGCGCGCAAGGUAUUUGACUCCUUCAAUUAACUAUUUGUUGGGGAAAUUGGAUUAUAGAUAUUUAUCUGAUAGGAAAAGGGCACAAUUAAUUCACUCAUUGAUACUUAUGGAUUGGUGUAACAGUUUGGAUAUGGAUUACUCAUUUGUUAGAGGGAAUAUACUGGGAAUUUAUUCCAUGACAUGGUUCAUGUAUAUGUGUAGGACCAAUUAUUCCCUAAAUGAUUUGUUUCAUCUACUAAAAUUAUGUAUGAAUUAUACAGGUAUGAAUACGAAUGGCUCUGAUGGGCAAGAAAGAACACAGCUUGUAAAAUCUGUAUAUAUGUUAUUGAAUAUAUUGGAUAAUAUUAUUCCUAUUGAAAAUUUGACCUUGGAUUUUCUAGUUUCAUGUAACAAUAUUGUGCGUUGUGAUAUAACAAAUCAAUCGAAGAUGGAUUAUACAUAUUCUAAGUAUUCGAAUGUCUUGUAUGAAUUUACAAGAUGUAUAUGUAUGAAGGAAAUGAAGAGGGAGGCACUGGCAGGGUUGGAUUAUCGCAUAGACUUGUUGAUUACAAAUUAG
Babesia microti strain RI is the source of this 2397-nucleotide messenger RNA. RefSeq lists its product as hypothetical. The coding region runs from base 1 to 2397 and encodes 798 amino acids. The transcript has 5 exons. The record is from RefSeq and is a predicted model, not a curated record. NCBI's taxonomy places the organism in Eukaryota, Apicomplexa, Aconoidasida, Piroplasmida, Babesiidae.